AAGCAUUAAGAUACUUACGAGUACACGAAGAAAUUGCUCUUAAGUUUCUGUUGUCACACGUUGUAUUGAGCAUCAUAUCGAAAUGUCGUCUUGAAAGUUAAAGUAUUCCUAUUUCCGGAAUUAGAACCACAGCAAAGCGAGGAUGCUGUCGAAGAUUUCCAUGCUUGGUCUCGAUGGAAGCCCCGUAUUUUUUCACAGACGUGGAGAGCGACUUAAGGUUCCGAGAUACCAGAACACUUUUCGCCUAGAGCCAUUCAAAGCUUUUCACGCGGCGGCAGUCGACAAGAUCAUUCGUGAUGUGAUGGAAAGCAAAUUAUCGGCGAUUACGUCAUACCAACCAGAUCAGACGUCAAAAUUAUGUUUGGAAAUUGCCAACGAUGUGCUAAAGGCUGUCGGCAAGAGAGAUUACGAUAGGUGCAAGGUGGUGACGCAGGUAUACAUAAUCCAGCGCUUCGAGCAAAGUAUUCACGCGGCCUUCCAGUGUUUCUGGGAUGUGGAACGUGAUAAUUACUCGUAUCACGUGUUCGAGAACAAUUAUAUAUACGCUUGGUGCUGCGUAUUCGGCAUAUAUUACGACUGAAUGCGACAAUUUCGGACUAAUACUGUGCGUGCAUUUGCGUAUUACAUAUAUACUCGAGAACUCAUUAGCUUAUAAUAUCGAAUUAUAACAUUAUGAAGCUUAUAAAUAUUUAUCGCAUUAUUGUGGAGUCACACGAUGGGGAUGGUAUUAGUCUCUCUCUCUCUCUCAAUAAUAACAGUUUCAAUACGAUGAUGUAUAUCAAGAACACUGAUGCUACACCGCGCGCAAAUUUAUUGGUUUAAAAUAUGCUCGACGUAAAUCACGCAUGAAUCGCAUAAAUGUAUGAAAAUAUAAAAUACGCAUUAAUACGCGUAAUAUGCGUAAUGAGAAAGUGAAAGAAUGGAGAAAUUAAAUGAGUCAUUAGAUGGAGAAUAUUGACAUGAGCUAAUAUAGAGAUGAAAUUUUAACACGUAUAUAAUUUUAAUCCGUUUUUUCGCACGCAGUGUGAAUUUUAGUAUGACGUAAAGAGAUUUAGACCCUUCUCUUUACUGGAUCAUCAAAGGCUAUCACAUGUCACAGUAGCGGAUGUUAAAAUUAAUUAUACGGAACCUCUCCUGUCCCUCGAAAUCCGGAAAAUAUGAAUAAUCAUUUCAAAUCCGUUCAAUAGUUUAAUCAACGAAAGUUGCUUAAAUUUCUAAUUCAGCGCAGCGCUGAUAACGCUGCAAUAAGAGCAAUUAUCGCUAAUGCGGCAUUCGAGUGGACUAAUCGCUCGUAGUAAAAUACAGCGGGUGACGGUAAUGCGGGAACAAUUACUUUACCGCGAAUGCAUGGCUGCAACCAUACAAUGCCAUUGUUUUACUCGAGGCAAAACGAGAAGCUUCUUUAUACGGUUGCCUUGAUAAUUAUGUUUCUUCGAGUACGAGCGAUGACCCAGGAUCGUGUCAAGCUGGAGUGUUUAAAAAGUCCGGUAAUUGUUUCUUCCCUCAACGGAAUGAACAAAGGGCGAGCUAAAAAGGUUUCCCGACAUAACUUACUUCUUGCACGAACUCGAUAUACACGGUGUCCAUCAAAUGCCUAAACCUUCUGUUACUUAUUACAGAUUGUUAUAGAUUAUUCGAUCAACUUAGACAAUUAAUGGACUCUUAAGCUUAAUAAAAAUUACUAACAACACCAUUCUUCUUACUCGCCUUUAAUUUAUUAAUUCAUUUUAAUUCAUUUUAAAUACGCUCAUAAUCAGCUUUGAAGUUAAAACUCUGUUGAAGUAAAGUGCCUUAUUACAGAAUUUUAAAUCGAGGAUUUGCAAACGUAUUAAAAUUGAUCCUGUUUCGCGAAAUACCUACUAUCGAUUUCCAAUAACUUGAAAUUCCUUUUAAGAUUAUCAAGGUUUUUUAUUAAAGUUUUAUUAAAAGAAAGUAAGCUGUCUCUUCAAAUUGCUCGAGAAAUUUGUCCAUGAAAGGAAACGAGUAAUCUAGUACAUCCGGUAUACUUGAAUGUGCUCAGCGACGUUGUUUCAACUGAAGGAAUGAUUGGAAAAAGUUCUGAUCGAUUAUGCAGUAACCAUUCGCUAUUAAUAUUUAUUGCUCUCACGACUUCGUGCUUUUUAUCCUUGUUCUACUCACGAUCCCAUGAUGAUUUAUCGCGAAACUUUCCGUCGGCUUUCAGUCUAUCCUUCGUCGGAAUAAUAGACGGCGGUUUAAAGUUUCGGAGACACCGCGAACAUUUUUAUGAACAUUGGCAUGCUCUUCGAGACGUGUCUUCGAUUGAAAAGUAGUAUCGUUAUAUUUCCAAUCGCUAUCGCGAUACUAUCAAAUGAAAGUGGUUUUAACGUUCUUAUUCGAAGAAGAAAUAUUUUGAAAAAUAAAGAUAUAUUACUGCAGGUUUUGUUUGGAAAAGACAAAUUUUCUUAUGAUUCUUAUGUUAAUCCGAAUUCGAAGUCGGUCCCAUAUUGCCGGCUGUAGAGUAAUAAUAAUUAUGCAUUUAAACUUUUUAUCGCAAGCAACUUGCCCACCGU
Messenger RNA from Ooceraea biroi (clonal raider ant), 2531 nucleotides. Its product is annotated as tctex1 domain-containing protein 2. Gene Ontology annotation, biological process: microtubule-based movement. The record is from RefSeq and is a predicted model, not a curated record. Gene Ontology annotation, cellular component: cytoplasmic dynein complex; cytoplasm. NCBI's taxonomy places the organism in Eukaryota, Metazoa, Arthropoda, Insecta, Hymenoptera, Formicidae. Gene Ontology annotation, molecular function: dynein intermediate chain binding.